AUGAAUUCUAACAAACUUAAUAAUAAUAAAUUGUUACUAUAUAAAAUCGAAUACCGAAACUUCCUUAAUAUAUAUACGGAAUAGAUCCUCCAGAUGAAAAAUUUAAAUUUAAAGAAUUUCCAAAGGCUUAAAUACUUAUAAAUGGUUCAACAUACAUAGGAAAAUGGUAUGGAAAUAAAAUGCAUAGAAAGGGUGUUUUAACAUGGCCAGAUAGUUCUAAAUACGAAGGUUUUUUUGUAGAAGGAAAAAGACAAGGUAGGAGUAGAUUUACUUCAGCAGAAGAGGAUAUUUAUGAAGGGGAAUGGGAUGAUAAUAAGCAACAUAGAAAAGGGACUAUACAUAGGUUUCUGUUUAUAAAGGAGACUGGAAAAAUUAUUUAAAAUAAGGAAUUAGAGAAGAGGAGUGGAUAGACGAGAGUAGAUAUAAAGGAGAUUAUAAACAAGUAAAAAAAAUGGAAUAGGGACUUUUAUAUGGUUUGAAGGAAAAAAUUAUGAAGGAUAAUUUGAAGUCGGAAUGAUUACCGAAUAUGGAAAAAUGAUUUAUUGUAAUGGAAAGAUUUAUGAAGGAAAUUUUUAGAAAGGGAAAUUUCAUGGAAAAGGAUGUUUUAUUUGGCUAGAUGAAAAAAAAUUAUAUAGGUGA
Ichthyophthirius multifiliis is the source of this 639-nucleotide messenger RNA. RefSeq lists its product as hypothetical. Lineage: Eukaryota; Ciliophora; Oligohymenophorea; Hymenostomatida. The transcript has a single exon. The record is from RefSeq and is a predicted model, not a curated record.